CGCACCUCAGUUCGUUUCAAUUUGAUUCAAUUCCGCUUGCUAACAUCGGAGUAAUCCCGCCUGCUGCUCGACUACCCGCUGCUACCCAGAACUGCCCAACACCCUGAGUCGGCAUAAUCCAUCUAUGGAAUUGGAUGACUGGGAACCUAGUGCGCAUGAGCUUGAUUCUCUGGAGCAAGAUGCCCUGAAACAAAUCGCCGAGCGCAACUCGUCGUCUUAUUCUGCUACCACCUCUGUCCAGCAUACUCAGAAAGGUGCUCAAUCUCAACCAUCUAGAAUAACGACUACAGUUGGGUCAACUAAAACAGCUGGGCACCAUGAAGAUAAUUUGUUAAGAAAGCCACAAAAACGUUUUGUUAAACUUUUUCUCCAUGCAAGUGGUAAUAUAGCUGCAAGAUUCCUGUUUGAUCAGCAACUUGUUGAUGCCUUCCGCAAAAUACCUAAAGCUGGUUGGAAUGCAAAAGAAAGAUUGUGGAUGUUUCCUCUGUCAUCGUUGUCAUCUGCAGAAAAAGUCCUAAAUGAAAUUUCUAGCUUAAACGUGGAGAUUGAGAGCUUAGAUCCGUUGGUGCGGCGUGCUAUUGCUGCAGCCAAUAAAGUUUGUGAUAUUCAAGAUCGCUAUGAAUACAUUCCCGAAGGCAUUGAAAAAAAGCUAAUGCCUUUUCAGCGUGAUGGUGUACGAUUUGCCUUGCAACAUGGUGCUCGUGUCUUUCUAGCUGAUGAAAUGGGACUUGGAAAGACACUUCAGGCCAUUGCUGUAAGUUGUUGUAUCCGUGAAUCAUGGCCUGUUCUUAUUAUUACUCCAUCUUCCUUGCGUUUGCAUUGGGCUUCUAUGAUUCAACAGUGGCUUGAUAUUUCACCUUCUGAUAUACUUGUGGUUUUAUCCCAAUCAAGUGGUUCAAAUAGGGCAGGAUUCAAAGUGGUGCCAUCUAAUGCAAAGAGAUCUAUCCAACUUGAUGGUCUCUUUAAUAUAAUUUCCUAUGAUAUUGUUCCUAAGCUAAAGGAUACCUUAAUGGCAUCAGAAUUCAAGGUAGUUAUUGCUGAUGAAUCACACUUUUUGAAGAAUGCCCAGGCUAAACGAACCAAUGCAUCACUUCCUAUAAUGCAGCCAAAUAUUUUGAUACUUCUUAGUGGAACUCCUGCUUUGUCAAGACCAAUUGAGCUUUUUAAACAGCUGGAGGCCCUGUUUCCUGAUGUUUACAAAAAUGUUCACGAGUACGGUAACCGUUAUUGCAAGGGUGGAUUUUUUGGAGUUUAUCAAGGUGCCAGUAAUCACGACGAGCUGCACAACUUGAUGAAAGCAACUGUAAUGAUUCGCAGGUUAAAAAAGGAUGUCCUCCCACAGCUUCCUGUUAAGCGCAGACAACAGGUUUUCUUAAACUUGGAAGAAAAGGAGAUGAAGUCUAUCAACGCUUUAUUCCGUGAGUUGGAGCUUGUCAAAGGAAACAUUAAAUCAAGCCAAUCCAAGGAUGAUUAUGAAUCACUAAAGUUAACCGAGAAGAAUCUUAUAAAUAAGGCAGACUGCAAGUUCCUUAUAUUUGCUCAUCAGCUACAAAUGAUUGAUUCGAUACACCAGUAUUUGCUUAAAAAGAAAGUUGGCUGCAUUCGCAUUGAUGGCAGUACUCCAGCAGCAUCACGUCAAGCUUUGGUUACAGAUUUUCAGGAGAAAGAAUCAAUAAAGGCUGCAGUGCUAUCUAUCAAAGCCGGAGGUGUUGGAUUGAAUUUGACAGCACCAAGCACAGUCAUAUUUGCAGAGCUAUCUUGGACUCCGGGUGACCUUAUUCAAGCAGAAGAUCGUACUCAUAGAAUUGGCCAGGUGGUUUAUGAUAUUGCUAGAUAUACAAAUCUCAGACUAACAGUUGAUGCUUUGUAACCAAUUACUAUUAUUGUUUUAAAUAUCAUUUAAUUAACCUUCUGUUCGGCACACACGUUCCACAUUACUCUUCGUUUACAGGAUGUUGUUCAAAGUAAACUGGAGAAUUUGGG
This is a messenger RNA of Cuscuta campestris, 1983 nucleotides long. The record is from the annotation of a GenBank genome assembly. NCBI's taxonomy places the organism in Eukaryota, Viridiplantae, Streptophyta, Magnoliopsida, Solanales, Convolvulaceae.